Bolinopsis microptera is the source of this 1490-nucleotide messenger RNA. RefSeq names its product probable G-protein coupled receptor No18. NCBI's taxonomy places the organism in Eukaryota, Metazoa, Ctenophora, Tentaculata, Lobata, Bolinopsidae. Gene Ontology annotation, molecular function: G protein-coupled receptor activity. Gene Ontology annotation, biological process: G protein-coupled receptor signaling pathway. The transcript has 5 exons. The coding region runs from base 1 to 1038 and encodes 345 amino acids. Gene Ontology annotation, cellular component: membrane. The record is from RefSeq and is a predicted model, not a curated record.
AUGGGGAGCAGCGAAGAGUCAGCGUUCCUCAGUCUGGCAGGCCAGGUGCUGGUACUUUUCUUGAUAUCAGUUCUCAUAAUCCUGGCUGUCUUUGGAAACAUAGCCCUCCUCUUUGCAAUGUACACUCAGCCCAAACUCAGGACUACUUCAAAUCUCUUCAUCGGCAGUUUGGCGUUUGCUAAUCUCAUGACGGGUCUGUACACCAUGCCGAUGGGCUUCAUCGCCAUCGCUUUCAAAGGACGGUGGAUACUGGGAGAUGCCAUGUGUCAGUUAGGAGGGUUUAUCGAUCAGAUGACCAUAUGCGCUGGGAUGGUCACCCUCGGCAUGACCAGUGUUGAUAGAUAUUUCCUGGUGUGCCAUGCUGUGAAGUAUCCAGACAUCAUGACAAGGAAGAGGUGCUGGGCCUGCAUCAUCGCCAUCUGGGUUUGGAGUGUGAGCGUAUCAAUCCCUCCUUUCUUUGGGUGGAGCGAGUACAGUUUCUCUGAAGCAUCCUACACCUGUGCAAGCGGACUUGGUUCCUCCUACUUCAAGUUCUACGUUUCAGCUACUUUUCCAAUUCCCAUCCUCAUCAUAUUCCCCACUUAUUACUUCAUUCUCAAGAGCUCGAUGGGAGGAUCCGGAGCCUUGACAAAGUCCAAGAGACACCGAGGAAAUUUGAGGACAGCCAAGAUUAUACUCCUUAUCAUCAUCAUAUUCGCAGUGUGUGUAUUCCCAGUGUUCCUCAUUGGUAUCCUACUGAGUGCAAAUGUCAACAUACCAAAAAGCCAGAAGUUAGCCUUCUCAGUGAUCUGGCUCCUAAUCGCCAACUCCAGCAUCAACCCCAUCCUCUACGGGCUGCUGAACAAGAACUUCCGAGCGGUGUACCUGAUAAAGAUCCAGCGGUGUCUGGGUCUGCCCCACCACACCCCUCACAAGUCCCCCGGACUGAGCAGCUCCAUGGGACCAGCUAGUGUGGUGAUGAAUGGGACGGAGAGCUCAUGCGCUGUUACUCAGGGUACUACCAGGUGCCAUUUCAACGCUGUCUUGGAGGACCACUGAGAGACACGAUAUUUGUUCCGUUGUACAUAAAAUGUGUAUAUAUAUUUUAUGUUAUCUUAAGGAUUAAUGAAUAUUUUGUGCAGGCUCAGUCAAGAUUUGUGGCAGACAUUUUUACUCAUAAUCAAAAUGUAGCACGUUUCCUAUAUUAGAAUAUUUAUAGAAUUACUUUAGAAACUUUUCUCUGUUGAAUAGCAUCAUUGGUGAGUAGAGCUUUUUAUUUUGGAAAGCUUUGACUAAUACUUAAUUCAUAGCAAUUUGUGAUGUCCUUAGAACUGUAUAGCUUUCCUGACAAAGCAGAUUAAUUGUUCCGUGUGUGAGGAUUGAACUUUCAGUACUUGAACUUUCAGUCAUCCGUACAAGAAAACACAUUUGAUGGGAUGGACCGUUUUUUGUUCAACACAUAGCAUUAUAGCUUUUACUCCUAUUUUACUGCGCUAUCUGAUUAAAUUAGU